Molecule: messenger RNA, 1464 nt
Organism: Symbiodinium sp. CCMP2456
Lineage: Eukaryota; Dinophyceae; Suessiales; Symbiodiniaceae
Source: the annotation of a GenBank genome assembly
AUGGAUGCCGACGCACCUGUCAGCCGACUGGAACAUAAACGCUUGGCCGGCGACUCUCACUUGGGGGCCAGCAGCGAACUGAUCGCCCUUCGUUACGGGCAAGGCUCUUACGCUUACUAUGGCCACGCGGUCACCCCGGCCCGUGUCAUUCCAGACCUGCAGUACUCGGCAUGGGUGAAGUCGAACAUGGCCGGCCUGCAGAUCGCGGCGCGGAUUGUCUUUCCCCGCAGCCGAGAUCCUCGCACCGGGCAACCGGUUACGUCGCGCGUGCUCGGCGACCGAUCCGACCAGCCCGACACGUGGGUACAAAUCGGCAUUCGUGGGAUCGAUCAGAAAGUCCAGCAGCAAGUCUCGGCAUUGCGUAGCGAGCAUGGUCCGCAGUUCGACCCGCGCGAAGCGUACGUCGACAUGAUCAUGUUGAACCUCUACUCCGCGCCAGGGCUCGUCCGUGUGCAGAUCGACGACUUGGAAGGAAGCGGUUUACUGAAUGUUGCUUCCGCAGCACCAACAACCACGCAGCGAGCCAGCACACCAGGAGCCAACACGCAAGGAAGACUGCGCGGCAUGCGGGGUGCUCCGGUAACUUCCGGUACAACGGGAGCGAACGUGCAAUUGGCUCCUCCUCGUUCGCAGUCCGCCUCCAAUGGGCAAGUGAUUGAACUAAACGAUCACCCUGCGGUACCUCGUAUCAUCGAUUACAACGGCGAACCUCUUUCCCUUUUGCGUGGACUUGGUUUCACCGCCAUUCGCACCAGUCAGGCCCCUUCACCGCAGCUGCAGCAAGAACUGUUGCGUUACAACAUGUGGAGCGUCAGUUCGCCGCCACAGUCGCGCAGUCCGGCCGAUCAAUCGGCGGUCUUGGCGUGGGAAUUGCCGGUCACUGAAGGAGAAGAUGGUUUCUCCGACUUCGCCAUCCGCGCCUCUGACUUGCGACUGCUCGAUGGAGAAAAGCCGCGACCGGUUUUGGCCAUCGCACCGAAUCGCGUCCAUGAUUUCAGUCAGCACAGCGAGAUCAUCGCGACACGCCGUCCACCUCUCGGCACGUCGCAGUCCCUUUCCGACUACGCUCAGUGGACGCAGUCUUGGGGGCUGUUCGCUUCGCCCAGCGUGACGCGUUGGGCCAUGAUCCCCACGCAGUUCAGCCCAGCCACGCAGAGUCAGGUUUCCUACUUGGCCCAAGAGUCGAACGUGCCGAUGGGCUUCCAGGGAUACCAGCUAGAGAAAGCCGCUUUCCUGUCGGUUGCCAAUGGUGUGCGCGGGAUUGUGUUUGAAAGCCACUCGCCGCUCAACGGAGAGCAUCCCGUCGAUCAAGCACGACGCAAUUCGCUCGAUAUCAUCAAUCGCCGCAUGGAACUGAUCUACCCGUGGGUCGCCCAAGGCAGCCCGCGCGAAGGCGCCGUUUCGAGCGAUCCUCGCAUUCACGUUUCGAUGCUGGCCACCGAAACCGCCAUCUUGCUGAUUGCU